This is a messenger RNA of Panicum hallii, 1695 nucleotides long. RefSeq lists its product as uncharacterized. The coding region runs from base 39 to 1451 and encodes 470 amino acids. The transcript has a single exon. The record is from RefSeq and is a predicted model, not a curated record. Lineage: Eukaryota; Viridiplantae; Streptophyta; Magnoliopsida; Poales; Poaceae.
CCAAAGAACGCGGUUUCCAAAGAGCACGGCUUCCACACAUGGAGGGCGGCACUGAUGGUGGCGUGCAGGUCGUGUCCCGGCGCAUGGUGCGCCCGUUCACAUCGCCGCCGAUGGCGAACGGCAACGGCUGCCAUCCGGCGAAGGAGGAGGUCGAGGUGAUCCACUUGACGCCGUGGGACCUACGCCUGAUCAGCAUCGACUACAUCCAGAAGGGCAUCCUCCUGCCAAAGCCUCCGGUCUCCGGCGUCAGCCUCGUCAAGGCCCUCCAGUCCUCGUUCGCGCGCGCCUUGCGGCUGUUCUACCCGUUCGCCGGCCGGCUUGCCUCCGAGGAGCGCGGCGAUGGGACCGUGUCCGUCUUCUUGCGGUGCACCGACGAAGGCGCCGAGUUCGUGCACGCCGUGGCGCCGGGGGUCGCCGUCGCGGACAUCGUCUCCUCGCUCUACACGCCGUCCGUAGUCUGGAAGUUCUACUCGCUGGCGCUGGUUCUCGGCGCCGACGCCGCCACUGAGUCGCUCCCCGUGCUGGCCGUCCAGGUCACCGAGCUGGCCGACGGCGUGUUCGUCGGCAUGACGUUGAACCACUCCGUCGGCGACGGCACCGCGUUCUGGCACUUCUUCAACACCUGGUCGGAGAUCCACCGACCUGGCGGCGUUGGCAUCACUGACGACCUGCGCGGUCUCUCCACGCCGCUGCCGGUGCUCCAGCGGUGGUUCCUCGAGACCUGCCCCGUGCCAAUCCUGAUGCCAUUCAGAAAGCUGGAGCACAUCGUGAGGCGAUUCGAGCGAACGACAGUGCAGGAAUGCUUCUUCACUUUCUCCGCCGCGAGCGUCAGGAAGCUCAAGGCUCGGGCGAACGACGAGAUGGCCGGCACGGCCACCGCCGCCAUCUCCUCGCUCCAGGCAGUCUUGGCGCACCUCUGGCGAGCCGUCUGCCGCGCCCGGUGCCUCCCGCCGGAGCAGGGCACGUUCUACUCGGUAGUCGUCGGGUGCCGGGGGCGCGUCAAUGGCAUACCCCCGGGCUACGUCGGCAACGCCAUGGUGUUCGGCAAGGCCGAGGCCACCGCCGGCGAGAUCGAGGAGAAGGGGCUGGGCUGGACGGCGUGGCUGCUGAACCGCGCCGUGGCGUCGUUCGACGAGGCGACCAUGAGGCAGUCGCUGGAGCGGUGGGUCCGGGAGCCGGACUUCACGUACAUGAGCAACCUGUCGUCCGCCGGCACGGCGCUGGUGACGGGGAGUUCGCCGCGGUUCGACGUGUUCGGGAAUGACUUCGGGUGGGGGAAGCCGGUGGCCGUCCGGAGCGGCGCCGGGAACAAGGCCGACGGCAAGGCGACGGUGUUCGAGGGGCCGGAACGGGGAGGGAGCAUGUCGCUGGAGGUGUGCAUGGCGCCGGACGCGCUCGCGAGGCUCGUCGCCGACGAGGAGUUCAUGAACGCGGUAAGCUUGCCGGCGUGAGGGCCGGGGUUGACCGCCGUGCAUUAAUCACAUCGUUGACAACCUGUCGUGAUGCACAUUAGCAUGUUUGUUGCAUGUGCAUGUAUGCCGCCUCGACUGUUGGUGAAUAAGAAUCAACUCUCGUGGUUCGUUUAGUUUGGCUAGUUCAGUAUGUUAUUAGUGUGCUUGUUUCUUUAGCAUUGUGAGUCAAACACUUAUUUUGAAAUUAUGAAGUUCUAUAAAGGUCGUGUCACAGCGAUUAUUA